Magnolia sinica is the source of this 2720-nucleotide messenger RNA. Its product is annotated as G-type lectin S-receptor-like serine/threonine-protein kinase At2g19130. The record is from RefSeq and is a predicted model, not a curated record. Gene Ontology annotation, molecular function: protein serine/threonine kinase activity; ATP binding. The transcript has 2 exons. Lineage: Eukaryota; Viridiplantae; Streptophyta; Magnoliopsida; Magnoliales; Magnoliaceae. The coding region runs from base 1 to 2382 and encodes 793 amino acids. Gene Ontology annotation, biological process: recognition of pollen; protein phosphorylation.
AUGGAUACCAGAAGAAGAAUGCCAUUUCUCUCUCUCCUCCUCCUCUUCAUCAUCUCUCCCAACGCCUACCUCUCCAAUGGUUCAGAUUCUAUCACCCCAACACAACAUUUUAGUUGGCCCCAUAACCUAACCUCCCAAGGUGGGGCAUUUGAACUGGGUUUCUUCACACCAGGUAACUCCCAAAAAUACUACAUAGGCAUCUGGUACAAACGAGUCCCACAACAAACAGUUGUCUGGUUAGCCAACAGAGAAAAACCCCUCCCAAACCCCUCCAAUUCAAUCCUAAAGAUUGCAGAAGACGGCAAUCUAGUCCUCCUCAGCCCCUCAAAUUUCCCAAUCUGGUCCACCAAUCUAAUAUCCAAGCCAUUGAAUUUGACUGUAGCGGUCCUCCUAGACACUGGAAAUCUUGUUCUGAGAGACAGAUCCAAUUCCUCUGUGGUUCACUGGCAGAGCUUCGAUCACCCAACUGAUACAUGGCUGCCUGGAGGGUGGCUUGGAUUGAACAAGGUAACGGGUGAAAACCAACGGCUUACUUCAUGGAAGAACUCGGAAGAUCCAGCCCCUGGGCUGUUCUCUAUAGAGAUCGACCCGGGCCCCAGCACACAGUAUUUUAUUAUGUGGAAUGGGACUAAAAGUUACUGGAGUAGUGGAAAUUGGGAUGGGGCAAUUUUCAGUAAUGUCCCUGAAAUGCGAUUGAAUGAUUUCGAUUUCAUUGAAGGCGAACGGAGGAAUUACGGUUUCAACUUCAUCAAUGACAAACAGAGGAAGUUUUUCAAUUACUCACUGAAAAAUACUUCCUUCCUUUCCAGAUUCGUGAUUGAUCAUUCCGGUCAGAUCGAGAUGAUUUCAUGGCUGAAAUCCUCCUCUCAAUGGUAUCUGUUCUGGGCGCAGCCAAUAUCUCAAUGCGAUGUUUAUGCUCUUUGUGGUUCCUUCGGAAGCUGCGACGAGAAGAGCUUGUCCUGUACGUGCUUGCCUGGUUUUGAGCCUAGGUCUCAGAACGACUGGGAUUUGAGGAGUUGGUCGGGUGGGUGUAUCAGGAAAACCCAUUUGGAGUGUGGGCAGAACGGGUCAUUCGAUAGUGAGAAAAACGGGUUUUGGGCUUUGUCCGACAUGAAACUGCCCAACGGCUCACGAUCUUUGGCGGUUGGGAGCAUCAGUGAUUGUGAAUUGGCCUGCUUAAAUGACUGUUCUUGCACUGCUUAUGCUUUCGAGAGCAGGUGUUUGAUAUGGAACGGAGAAUUGUUGAAUCUGAAACAGCUGUCUGAUGGAAAUAGUGAAGGCCAGACACUUCAUCUACGUCUUGCGGCCUCCGAAAUGAAGAUUUCGGACCGUAGUAAGGGGACCAGUACAUGGACUGUUGUAGGUGUGGUUGCAGGGGCUGUUCUUCUAUUGGGUAUUGCUCUGUUUUUUAUUUGUAGGUGGCAGCAACAACGGAAUAUGGUUAGUUCAGAGGCAGUUCAAGGCUCUUUUAUUGCAUUUAGCUACCGAAGCCUGCAGAUUGCAACGAAGAAUUUCUCAGAGACAUUGGGCUGCGGAGGUUUCGGUUCUGUUUUCAAAGGUACUCUACCUGAUCAAACAAUGGUGGCGGUGAAGAAGCUUGAAGGGUUUCGGCAAGGAGAGAAGCAGUUCAGGACAGAGGUGAGCACGAUAGGGAUGAUCCAGCACGUUAAUCUCAUCCGUCUUCGUGGGUUUUGCUCGGAAAGGGCUAAAAGGCUGCUCGUCUAUGAUUACAUGCCAAAUGGGUCUUUGGAUUCUCAACUGUUUGGUGAGAUUUCCAACAUCCUGGAUUGGCCAACGAGGUACAAGAUAGCAAUUGGAACGGCGAGAGGAAUAGCUUAUCUUCACGAGAAAUGCCGAGACUGUAUCAUACAUUGCGACAUUAAGCCGGGAAACAUACUUCUAGAUGAUGGGUUUUGUCCAAAGGUGGCGGAUUUUGGCCUGGCAAAGCUCAUUGGGCGGGAUUUCAGUCGGGUUUUAACAACCAUGAGAGGAACAAGAGGCUAUCUUGCACCUGAAUGGAUUUCAGGACUGGCAAUCACGUCAAAAGCUGAUGUCUACAGCUAUGGCAUGAUGGUUUUCGAGAUCAUAUCAGGAAGGAGGAAUUCUGAGCACUUGGAAGUAGGGGAAAUGGUGUUUUUCCCUACUUGGGCUGUGAGGAAAUUCACGAGCGGUGAAAUCCAUUGCUUGUUGGAUUACAGAUUGGAGGGAAAUGCGAAUAUGGAAGAGCUCGGUCGAGCUUGCAGAGUUGCCGGCUGGUGCAUUCAGGACGAUGAGAAUGACAGGCCGUCAAUGGGGCAGAUUGUUCAAAUCUUGGAGGGUGUUUUGGAGGUGAGCGUGCCGCCGGUACCAAGAUCACUUCAGAUUCUUGCGGAAAAGCAAUGAAUCAACAAAUUCGUGGUGCAAGACCACUUGGUUAGUAGGUUCCAGCGAGUGAAGAUUGUCAUGGUGAGAUCUCAACCGUCCAAACGUUUCAAUAUAAUUCAUGGCGCAGAAAUUAAAGUUUGUUAUAGUCGCUCUGGUUUGUUUCUGGUUUGUUUCUUUUCUUUGUAUCAGCUGCAUUUGGAUGUUUAAUCGAGUUAAAUUGCGAUAUUUCAGUCUAAUAUAGUUGAAAUGGCCACGCUUAAUGAAGGGUUGCUACCUAUUUGUGGUUUAAAUUGUUUCCUAUACAACUUGAAACCGUGGAAUUUAGCUUCCCCAACUAAGUUAAUUGUUUUGUUUAA